Molecule: messenger RNA, 1377 nt
Organism: Musa acuminata subsp. malaccensis (wild Malaysian banana)
Lineage: Eukaryota; Viridiplantae; Streptophyta; Magnoliopsida; Zingiberales; Musaceae
Product: glyceraldehyde-3-phosphate dehydrogenase 2, cytosolic
Biological process (GO): glycolytic process; glucose metabolic process
Cellular component (GO): cytosol
Molecular function (GO): glyceraldehyde-3-phosphate dehydrogenase (NAD+) (phosphorylating) activity; NAD binding; NADP binding
Source: RefSeq, a predicted model, not a curated record
UAUAUAAUACUCCGUAGGUUAACCCGUCUCUCUUCGUCACAUUCCUCACUUUCGUCGCUUUUGCUCGCUUCUGGUAUCUCAUCUUAUAUCGCCAUGGCCGGAAAGAUCAAGAUCGGCAUCAACGGAUUUGGAAGGAUCGGGAGGUUGGUCGCCAGAGUCGCGCUCCAGAGCGACGAUGUGGAGCUCGUCGCCGUGAAUGAUCCCUUCAUCACCACUGACUACAUGACAUACAUGUUUAAGUAUGAUACUGUGCAUGGGUCAUGGAAGCAUCACGAUAUCAAGGUGAAGGACUCCAAAACUCUUCUGUUUGGCGAGAAACAAGUCACUGUCUUUGGAAUUAGGAACCCUGAGGAGAUUCCAUGGGGUGAGGCUGGUGCUGAGUACAUCGUGGAAUCCACUGGUGUUUUUACCGACAAGGACAAGGCUGCUGCUCACCUUAAGGGUGGUGCCAAGAAGGUCAUUAUUUCUGCUCCCAGCAAGGAUGCUCCAAUGUUUGUUGUAGGUGUCAAUGAAAACGAGUACAAGCCUGACAUUAACAUUGUCUCGAAUGCAAGCUGCACCACCAACUGUCUUGCUCCUCUAGCUAAGGUCAUCCAUGAUAGAUUUGGAAUAGUCGAGGGUUUGAUGACCACAGUUCAUGCGAUCACCGCCACUCAAAAGACUGUCGAUGGGCCAUCAAGCAAGGACUGGAGAGGUGGACGUGCAGCAAGCUUCAACAUCAUUCCUAGCAGCACGGGUGCUGCCAAGGCUGUUGGAAAAGUUCUCCCUGCUUUGAAUGGAAAGUUGACUGGUAUGGCAUUCCGUGUUCCAACUGUUGAUGUGUCCGUGGUGGAUCUCACUGUCAGACUUGAGAAAGAAGCUACCUAUGAUGAGAUUAAGGCUGCCAUUAAGGAGGAAUCUGAAGGAAAGCUCAAGGGCAUCCUCGGAUACGUGGAAGAGGAUUUGGUGUCCACCGACUUUGUGGGUGAUAACAGGUCAAGCAUUUUUGAUGCCAAGGCUGGAAUUGCUUUGAACAAGAAGUUUGCCAAGCUCGUGUCGUGGUACGAUAACGAGUGGGGCUACAGCUCUCGAGUUGUUGACCUCAUCCGCCACAUUCAUAAGAAUCAGUAGUUUGGAUGCUUCUCUGAGGUCGUGUUGGUUGAAGUGGUUGUAGUAGGGGGUCGUCGCUUCCCUUUCUAACCAUGAAUGAAUAAACGUGUUGGAUGUCAUAUCCACUUUCUUAGUUGUCCUGGCCACCGGCGGGUGAUGCCUAGAGUUCGAUUGAGAUGUUAAAUACUCGGCUGAGUGUGAAGCUGGAAUGUUUAGUUUCUUUGCAUCGGGCUUUUAAUUAGACCUAAUUUUGGCUGAUCUUAAUGAAUCGCUUGAAUUUCCAGUCUU